UACAUUUAAGUUUUUGCUGGGCUCCUAUCUCAUUGUUGUUUUUCCAAAGGUAAAGGUAAAAAUAAGUUCAAGACCUGUGCCUAUUUACUUCUGUGUUAAUUUGGAAUAAUGGAAGAAGCUGUUUGCUUUUCACAAAGUUUUGUUGAUAAACAAAAUGUGCGAUCAUUUUCUAAUAUUGUCAAGCCGAAUCUGUUGAAAGAAGAUGCGCCUUUUCUUCUCCACGUACUCAAGGACGAGAAAUUAGUAAGUGUUUUGUCCACUGAUAUUAUUCAAGUCUUAUCAAAAAUUAAAACUAAUGUAAGAGAAAAGUCCAGACAUGACUUUAAACAAUAUUUUAUAUUUGAAAAGAAUGACUCCACACAUGAUCUGCAAGCGUUGAAUAAAACAGACAUAUUCAGUAUGUGCCACAAAGCCCUGAAUGAUAUUAUACCUAGCAAUUUCUUUGGUGGAAAGGACAAUGAAAGAUUGUUCCAAAGAUUUGUUCAAGUGGUUAUUUACAGUACAAAACGACAGCACAUACUACUUAAAAGUCAUACAAGAAAAUGGAACUUUGCAGUUGGCCCCUGGAAAAGUAUUUGUGGAACUAGCACAGAGACUAUUCUUACUAAUAUUAUCAUUUGGAUAAUUGAUAAUAUUUUGUCUUCAAUGAUUUGCCUGAAUUUCUACGUAACGACUUGUAAACUGGAUGCUGAUGAGUAUAAACUUUAUUAUUUCAAGAAAAACCAAUGGCAAAGUUUUUAUGAUAGAACAAUAUCAAACAUGGUUCUGAGAUCAGUUAUAACCAAAGUUGACUGUUAUUGUGUAGGUAAGCAGGUGAAGCGGUCUUACAGUCACAAUAAAAAAAGGAAACUUAAGAGUUUUAAGAAGGAUAUACCAAAGUUACAUUUAGUUUUGAAAAAGAAUAACGAUUGCCGGCCGAUCGUGAGGUAUAAAAGCGACUCUUUAAGUCUGGCUGAGAAGUAUAAAAUUAGGGACAGGCUGAAUUUUCUGAAAUCCUUAACAGGAAAACCCCAUACAAAAAUAGAAAACCAGUUUUCCUUGGUAUAUAACGAAUGGCUUAAACGGAAUAAACCACGACUUUAUUUUGUUAAGACUGAUUUAAGUAAUGCUUUUGGGGCAAUAGAUAGAGAAGCUUUACUCAAGAUAUUGGACGAGAGAUAUCGGAAAUAUAAAUCCGAAAAUAUUGGUUUGACUGAAAAAUUUAAGCAACAAUAUAAGGAACUGAUAGCAGAAUUGAGGAAACCCAUCUUAGUUCGCGCUGGAUCCACGAUUUUUAAUUGGAAGAAAGGUCUUGUUCAAGGAUAUAAAUAUUCGCCGGCGCUUUCAGAGCUGUAUUACACGCAUAUGGAUGAAAUAUAUUUUUCUCAACAUCUGCAGAAGGCGGAAUCUGGCAUACGACUGUUUAUCCGAGUUGUAGAUGAUUAUUUGUACAUUACAGAUUCUUUGAAAGACGGCCAAUCAUUUUUAGACGCACUAACGAGUUACAAAAAUGUUAAUUAUGAAAAAACAGUCACUAAUUUUCAUCAAGAAGGUAUUAAAUUUAGCGAAGAGAUAACUAUUCUUGGCUAUACAUACAAUACACUAACGUUGCACGUGCGUCGGGCGAAUAAUGUAUUUACUGGACAAAUGUGUUACAAAAUAGCAUUCUCACAAGCAAUCAUGAAUUUAUACAACUUUUUGGAGCAACGCAUCGGCCAAUCGAGUAUUCACAUAAACGAGCACCUUUUCAAUUUGCGCCGUAAUACGGAAGAGGAAAUUUGGACUCAUAUUUUUACUACUUUGUGUCUUUCUGCAAAUAAAUUUUGCACGAUUUUAGCAAUUCUGUGCGACGGAAACGCAAUGAAGCAAUAUUUAUCGCUGUAUAAGAAGAAAGUUACGGUGAAACUUUGUAACACAGUGAUAGAGACGUUGAUGAAGAAUAAAUACAAAGAUGUGCCUUUCGUUUAUUGUAUAAAUCAUUUUAGAUAUUUAUCAUGGAAAGCGUUGAUUAUGUGCGCGCAAAAAACUCCGAGAUGUACGACUCUUGUACCAUUUAUUGGCGCAGAGUUGGCGAAGUGUAAUUGUUUGUUUGGAAGAUGGAGAGAGCACGCUAGUAGGAUAGACGGCGGUGGCGUUUGUUCGCGGCCGGCCGUGAGGGAAAUCUGCAGGCGGUCCGAUUGGAGAGUAAUCAUGAAGAAAUUCGAUGAAUUGCCACCGGGAUUCGAGUGCUAUAAUCGCAGGAAGUUCUUGGAGUUGUAAUAUUUUAACCCUUCAGCUGCGGCGGCUAUACGCAAACUGCGCACCUCGUCUGCGGCGUUCAAGCGCCGCGGCGGACGGGCGCGCAGUGUCUUAGAUUUUGUUGUAUAUCUGUAUAUAAUUAUUUGGGACCUACCCAAAAAUUUAUUUUUUUUUAAAGAUAUAUAAAUGAAGAAUCAUAUGCAAUAAAUUUUGAUGCGAAAAAACACUUGCGUUUAUUAUAUUUAGGUCACUGAAUUCAAAA
Amyelois transitella is the source of this 2479-nucleotide messenger RNA. It is a transcript of the gene Tert, whose product is annotated as telomerase reverse transcriptase-like. The coding region runs from base 109 to 2238 and encodes 709 amino acids. Lineage: Eukaryota; Metazoa; Arthropoda; Insecta; Lepidoptera; Pyralidae. Gene Ontology annotation, biological process: telomere maintenance via telomerase. The transcript has a single exon. Gene Ontology annotation, cellular component: telomerase catalytic core complex. The record is from RefSeq and is a predicted model, not a curated record. Gene Ontology annotation, molecular function: telomerase RNA binding; telomeric repeat DNA binding.